Molecule: messenger RNA, 4290 nt
Organism: Bipolaris zeicola 26-R-13
Lineage: Eukaryota; Fungi; Ascomycota; Dothideomycetes; Pleosporales; Pleosporaceae
Exons: 3
Coding region: 1-4290 (1429 amino acids)
Biological process (GO): telomere maintenance
Cellular component (GO): chromosome, telomeric region
Molecular function (GO): DNA binding
Source: RefSeq, a predicted model, not a curated record
AUGGAGCAGACACCGAUUGCGCAACUCAGCCCCGAACUGCCCUCGGUGGAAUCGCAGCAUUUCCGGGCCACCGUCACUCUGAUAUGGCCGUACUCGUCGUCUGCAUGUCAGCUGGCCCUCCUGCUCGCGGAGCCAGAUCUCCGGCUUAGGCGAAGGAACGGUCAGGUCAGGGCUCGCUUUUCGGGCGCAAGUGCAAAGGCCAUUGCGACAACAGGUGUAGGAAUCGGCGAUGAGGUCGUCUUGAGCCUGCGAGGCGCGCAAUUCGUCACCGAGGGCGCCAUCAGCACGCCCGGAAAGAGUAUCGAUUGGGAGCUGGAAUAUGUUCAAACAGUCGUCAUUCGCAUCUACCGAAACGGCGAAGAAACCGCCAAUAUCGAGCUCGUUGAUGCGCCGCCCACUCUAGCCCCUGCAUCACCACUCCGCCGACAAUAUCGAGCCGCUCCAAGCUCGGCAUUACAAUAUUCGUCUCCUGCCUUCUUGAAGCGCGCGCGCCUAUCUGAUGAGCCCUUCUUCGAACCGCCUUACGAUCCCCUGGCCGACGAGACAGGCGAAGGCCACGACAAAAAGCGACGGAGGAAAUCGUAUCGAGAUUGGAAGGCAUGGACAUAUAGUGCGAGGACGCCCUCGCCAGAGAAGGAGGAUGCUCCCAUGGAAGACGAAAUGGAGUGGCUUGAGGCAUCGCCCAGCCGCCCAGAACAGCUCCCUCAAACACCUACCUCUCCCUCAAAAUCCGCCACAGUAUCCAAAUCAGCCAAACCGCUGCGUGCUCAAGGUGCUAAGCCAACAGAAGCGCCCGUUUCAGCAGAGGAGGCCAUCUUGCAAUCGGAUGAGGAAAAUGCAGAUGAGAGCGUCAUUCGCGAGUCUGACUACAGUGUGCUCUACUCGGCUCCAGAUGAACAUCUGUCAUCAGAUGCCCAGUACGCUUUUGGUGGCGAUACCGAGGUAGACACUGAAGUCAACACAGAGGAAGAAUAUCCUGCCCAAGAGGAGACCGAGGGGGGCAGCACAGUCACAAAGGAGCCAAGCACUGAUGAGGUUCAUCAAGUACAGCGUGAAGCUAAAGGCAGCGAUGAAGCUGCGGUUGCAGAAGCGCAGUUAGAGAACGACACACAUGAGGACCGUGUACAGGUUGUUGAACCAAACCAAGCCACAACAUCCACGUCCGUCCCUGAGGCAGACGAACAAAAUGCGGAGACAUCACCAGCAUCACUUAUCAACGCUCCAAAAAUUGCGAUGCCUCCUCCUACCUUAACCAUUAUUCAAACCGACACCCCGAACGCUGUGUCUGCUGCUCUGUUGACCCCAAUCGGUAGAGAGCCUGGAAGCCCAACUCUUCGACCUCUGGACUCGGCCAAUCUCCCGAUACCAUCACCGUUUCCUGGUGAGCGCGAAACCACCGCUACCUCUUACUUUGAUCAACUCAUCGCCAAUGAACAGUCUGUAGAAUCGGAAGCCGAGGGUGAAGAAGAGGAGAAACCACCAAGCGAAGCAAGCUACAUCGGCGAGACGUCUUUCUUUAGCUCGAUUGGUUCCUCGAACGUAUCCACAUUUCACCCGAAUCAUGAGUCAGCCUUUGCACCUUUGCGCUUCACUUUUGGUAUGGAUGGUGCUGGAUUUUCGCGCCCUAUGGAGAUCUCGUCCCCACCACCUGAAGUCCAGCCGGACGAGGAAGACAAGGAUGUGCAAGAGGCAUCAGGUUCGACUACAGUUGCAGACACUUCAUUUGACAACUCUGAUGCGGGUGCCCCCUUAACAAUUCAGAAUCCAGGAGAUGCCCAGAAAGCCAGCGAAAAUGCUCAAGCGGUACCUGCAACACAGGCGCUAAGCACUGUUGAAGAAGCCCAAGAUCCCGAUGUAACGAUGCUUUCUUCAGCUGAGGAUGAAAGUUCUAGUGUUGAGGAACCUGACCAAGACACCGCUCAUCACACUGGCAAGGAGACUGAGGAUAACGUAGUUGGCCUAGCUGUAGGUUCUGAAGGUGGGGUCGUUGAAGAACAAAAAGACAAUCAGCAAACUUUGCCUAGUGAACAUGGCUCACCCAUCGAACAUCAUAGCCCAGAGGCUUCUCCCCAGGAUCAAGACCAGCCUCCAUCCGCAACCUUGGAAAGUCACAGUGAGUUCGUGAGCCAGGAUCCCGCAACCAAAACCUCCAUUCAUUCUGAAGCCCCCGGUGAGCCAGCUGCAACUCACACACCAUCCCAGGAACCGGAGCCUAGUGAAGAUGUCGACCAGAUGGAGCAGUCCUUCUCUAUAGACCACUCAUAUGAAGCUUCUAUAGAGGCUACCAACGAUUACUUGCAGGACGCUUUCCCAAUGGACCACAUGUCACACGAGUUCCAGGAUGAACAAUAUACCCAAACACAGCAAGGUUCGGUUAUGGGAGACCAAUGGAUAGAAGACCAUUUCGAUUCACAAACUGACCACUCCAAGGCUUCGGUGGGCCACGACAUAGAUGAAGUACAGACUGCGGAUACGCCACAUACUGUACCGGCUAGGAACACAAGAUCCAAGGCCAAAGCUCAAACUCCAUCGGUACAAGAUGAGGUGCCUGGCUCCGUUCGUACCACGCGCUCGACAAGGUCUCGGGGUUCUGGAGCUACACAGGCCUCGCCAAACAGCAUUAAAACCAGGUCAGACUUUUUGUCUCCAGAGAAGAACAUUCCAGCUCAUAUUUCUACUACUGUCCGCGAAAGCCCGCGUAAAUCGUUGCAGAGAAGCUUGAAACAAGAGUUCGCUGCAGCUCGUUCUCGAAAAGAGAGGGAUGGCCCAUCAUCUCCCAAGUUCGAAUUGUCACAAGUUCAAAAUGCAUCCGAGAAUGGACAUAUGAAUGAUGUUCUUGUCAAAGACUGGGCUGAGCGGAACACUCACACCGAAUAUUCCGCGUCGCCUGCACGCACAUUAGAAGGCUUGACUGAGGCACAGAAAUCGGACUUUGGCAGUCCUAUGAAACGCGAUGCUCCUAGUAGAGAAGAUGAUGUGGUUACUGAAUAUCCCUCGGGUACUGAUCCAGAGUCCAAACCAAAGUCGAAGACCAAGACGGGACGAAAGAAGCCUGCACCAAAGGCAGUUGUCGAGACUCAAAACAGUCAAGCUGCACCAUCUGAAUCUGGAAGUCCCAGCAGGCGGCUGCGCUCAAAAGGACCUAUCAAGCUGGUCACUCAGAGUCCUCGCAGUGUGCGGAGAACAAGAAGGAAUGCAUACAAUAUCUCUGAGCGUCAGGAGAGCGAAGAGGUUAGUGAGGCGGAUCUAAAGCCUGAGGAGAAGUCACAACGGGAGGAAAGUGAAGGCCUGUCACAAACAUCUACAGUCGAGGCUGGAGAGUCCAUGCGCAGCUCUACGCUCGAUUCACAAGCAGCUUUACAAAGGCAAAGGCUCAUGACUCCGGACGCAACUCAGCAAACUACCAAUGAAGCGCAGUCAGGCUUUGUCGCUGCGCCCGCAGGACAGGACUCGUUAUUAACACCCCAACCCACCCAGGCGACAUCCACCAAUCUCCGUUCUUCCCAGCAAGAUGUUGACAUGGAGGCUACUACAUCCGCGUCACCCAACGCGCAAAAGUCACCAACGACCAAAACCACACCUGGCCACAACAAAGCAGCCACAGACACGACAUCGACCUCUUUAUCCCCAACUCUGAUUGAACAACCCACCUCAAAACCCGACCCCUCCGAGGCCACACAAGAAUCCCCCUCAAUCGGCCUCUCAACCCCCCUCUCCUACUACACCCCCCUCAAAGACCUCCCCUACUUCCUCAACCGCUCCUCCCAAUUCCACUCAUCCGCAAACCCAGACAUCCUCGCCCUCGUCACCUCCGCCACGACGGCAAGCGAAAAAGCGAAAAAGGGGCCCAAGCACUGGAACACGACUUUGCAUAUCACGGAUGCGAGUGCCUGGCCCGCGACAAUGACCGUUCAGUGCUUUCGUGCGUACCGAGAGGCACUACCGGAAGCAGGCGUGGGCGAUGUAGUGUUGCUAAGGGCGUUUGCGGUGAAGUCGUUGAAUCGGCAUCCGGCACUGGUGAGUGCGGAUGAGAGCGCGUGGUGUGUUUGGCAGUGGGGAAAGCCAGGUUCGGGGGCAGAAGAGGGGAUGUUUGGGGAGUUGAAGGCGAGAGAGGAGGUUAAAGGGCCAGAGGUUGAGCGUGGUGAGGGCGAGUGGCGCGAGGUAGAGAGGCUGAGGGCCUGGUAUGAGAAUAAGGUUAAGCAAGAGUUACAGGAGAAGGAAGAGAGUCAAGUAAAGACUAGGAGUAGGGAUAAGGCAAAGGGGGCUGCCGGAGGCAGUGCGGAUGCAUAG